AUGGAGCCCCCUCGGCGCCGGCGCCACACCGACGACGAGCCGCUGCCUCUCCCCUCGGCCGUCUCCCUGUUCUUCGUCUCAUCCGACUUGGCUUUUCCUCAAGCCUCAUGCGCGCCUGCGUCCUCUUCGGGUUCUGCAGGGUCUUCCCUCGUCGCGUCUGGCGGGGGUUCUGAGGCCCUCACGGGGCCUUCGAAGCCGCUCCCGCUCGAGCGCCGAACGCCUCUCGCCUCGCGUCCGUCGCCGCGCUCGAGCGCCUCCUCCACGGGCCCCAGAGGCGCCCACGCACCCCCGCCCCUUCGCGCGGCUGCAGUGUGUGCGGAGGCGUCCGGAAAGCGGAGCUCGAGGCGGCUCUCUUCUUCUUCGGCACAGAGGGAGGCUGCCCGCGCCGACGAGAACGAACGCCCGUUGGCUUCGACUCGCCCGAGGAGACGUCGGUCCAGCGGCACCGCGAGUGACGCCGGCCGGGGGAAGAGAAGCAGGGAGCACGAAGAAACUGGGGGGCAGAGUGGCGCGCAGCUUCCCUCCCUCGCGUCGCGCAUACCCGCUACCCUAGGUGCGGACGAGGGCGCGCCCUUCUCGCCCGCCAGUCAGCCUUCUUCUGCCGCUUUGGCGUCCGCGUCUGCGCAGCCGGCGCUCGCGCCGGCUGCAUCGCUGCCGGUGAGGCCUCUGUCUCGUCGAUCCCAGGGAGGCUCGCCGCCGUCAGACCCGAGCUCUCCACGCGCGUCUUCUGAAGAGGAGGCGAAGGAUCUUGCGGCGACGCCGGAAGGAAGCGGUCCAAACAUUCCGCUCGCGUCUUCGCGGUCUCCUUCUGCUUCCGCCGCGUCUUCUCCGCGGGGGACGUCGUCGCCGCUCUCUCGUCGGCUCUCUCUCUCGCCGCGCUACUCAAACUUCUCCGCGGCGUCGCCCCUGCUGCGCCGCGGCCGCCGAGGCGUCAAGGUCUCUCUCGCGGCUGACAGCGCAAGCGACCUCGAUCUCCCUGCCUCGUUCUUGCUGGCGCCGGCUUCGACAGAAGAGAAGAAAAGAUGCGAACCCGUUAGCUUGGCCGCGCUAGAGAGGAGAGACCCCGCGCCGGGCGGCAGGAGGGUAGACUGGAUCUCCCCGCCCUCGUCUUCGCCCCCCUCCGCGCCUGCCGUGGGCGCUUCAGCUUCCUCUUCGUCCUCAAAAUCGAGUCUCCGCGUCGACAGAUGCGCCACCUGCGGGUGCGCCGUCUUCGUGUCCCCCGCGCCUUCGGCAGCCGACGCCGAAGAGAGUUCCCAGGGUCUCCUCCCGCGGGCGCCGACCGCGCGCAGAGCGCCGGAAGCUUCAGAUGGCGCAGGCCACGCAGGCGACCAGUAUCUCAGUGAAGACUUCGAUCAGGAGACGGCGAGGCUGGUGACCCAACCGAGGCCGGGCGCGUGGGGGGAGACGCAAGAGAGUGACACCGCGGGAAAUGAGUCGAGGACGGCUCUGGCCUCUCGUCGCCGCCUCAAAUCCGCGCAAGAGGCAAAGCAGAACGACCGCCGGCCUCAGUGCACCGCGUGCCGCAGUCGAGUGUACAUCCAGGCCUUUUUCGACGACCUGCGCAGCCUCGCCUCGGGAUUCCACUCGAGUCUGCGUUCGCUGACGCGCGCUGUGGCGCUGUCGCCGCAGGCGGCAUCGCUUCGUGCGGGGGGAGAAGGCAGAAGAAAGCGGCGUCUCUCUGUGGAGCGGGGCUCUGGUCUGAGCGCGAAAAACGCGCUGUCUGCCGGGUCCGCCUCUUCUCACGCCGGGCCGGCGUUGAGUUCCACGGGGGCCUGCUCCUGCGGCGUCUGCGCCUCGUUCCUCGUCGCGUCCGCAGAGCGUGAGGCUUUUAGAGACGAAGGGCGCUCGCAGGCCCGGAGCGAGGCAGGAAGAAGGGAGGGUGUGAGCGAGUCCUUUGCAGACGAGGCAUGCGAGGAGGGCGGCGCCGCGGCGGGCGGAGCCUGCGAGGGCUCUGAGGGCACGCAGCGCCCGAAUCCCCCUCCCCAGGCGCAGUCCCUGGCGUGUCUCCUUCGAGCUGCGCGGCGGCAUUGUGGGGCCCUCGAAGACCGGUUGGGAAGACUCCCAGGGGGGGCGGCUGCGACGCACGCUGGACUGAGGGAGGAGGCACACAACAGAGGGGUGAGCGGCGAGGAGAAGAGAGAUCUCAGCGUCAACGACCAGGUGUCCGCGCAGAGUCUCCGCCGCGUCCUCGAGGCCCUACACCAGGUGAACGAACUGAAAUUGGAGAGGCUGGUGCAAAGCAUCGCCGGGAAAGGCGGAAACCUGGCGCUUGCUCUCGGAGACAGACUCGAAGACCUUUCCACGCCUCUGCCGGGGUUUCACACAUCGGUGGCGCUUCUUCUGGGUUCGUCUGCGCGCGCGCCUGUCGCGUCUCUCGCGCCGAAGAAUGCAGCACGAGGGGGGCACGCAGAGGAGGCGCGCUGUGUGUCUGUGCCUGGGGGGGCGGAUGCCUGGAAUGCCUCGUCCGCGCCAUCGUUUCCUUCGGGCUCUGCGAAGAGUGCGAGUUCGGCUGACUGUCGCUUCGGUCCUGGAGGCAUUGGAGGCACCGAUGCCGUCCUCUCCCUGCGCGCAGGCUCUUUGCCCACCCCAGCAGCUUCUGGCGCACGACGGAGGAAGAGGCCUGGAGAGCCUUCCUCUCUGGCUGGCUGGCUGUCGUCGCCCAGAAACCUCGGUUCGACCUUUUUGUCUGCCUCCCUCGGCAGCGUCGCUUCCUCUGCGCCCCUCCAAGGCCUGAACGCCGCAGGAGGAGAACUUGCUGCUGCUGGCGAGCCCGCUGCCGACGUCUCCCCCUCCUCGCUAGCGUUUCUUCAGCCGAGGCCUGCGUCCCUUCUGGGCUCUUCCCCGCUCGCUUCUGGUGCGCCGCGUGCCUUUUCUACAUGCCUCGACGGAGCGCGAGGGCUUCCGCCCUGCGGAGGCGCAGAGGCGCCGGCAGGCCCGCGAGGCGACGCGGGAGACGCGCUGGUGAGCGCACCUGCGCCGCCGAGCGACGGCCAGGAGAGAAGGAAGAAGAGGGCUUCAGCCACGAGUCAGUCUCCAGGGACGCGCCUCAAGAGCCUCGGCUUAUCUGCGGAGACGCUUCGCAUGCUGGGGCCCCUGUCGAAACAGAAAACAAAUGCGGGCGCCCCAGGCUGCGAAUGA
Messenger RNA from Besnoitia besnoiti, 3138 nucleotides. RefSeq lists its product as uncharacterized. The transcript is spliced from 2 exons. NCBI's taxonomy places the organism in Eukaryota, Apicomplexa, Conoidasida, Eucoccidiorida, Sarcocystidae. The coding region runs from base 1 to 3138 and encodes 1045 amino acids. The record is from RefSeq and is a predicted model, not a curated record.